AUGUGUCUGGCCAUGUCCUAUCCUCAGGGCUAUUUCUACCAACCAUCUGCUUCUUUGGCUUUGUACUCUUGCCCUGCUUACAACACUAGUGUCAUCUCUGGAGCCCGGACUGAUGAGUUGGGAAGGUCUUCUUCUGGUUCUGCUUUCUCCCCCUAUGCUGGAUCCACGGCGUUCACAGCCAGCUCCGCCGCCUUUAACUCUCCUCUCCAGUAUAGCGGGGACCCCACUGCUGCUUUCACGUCGUAUGUGGGCUCUCCAUAUGAUCACGGCACAAGCAUGGCUGGUUCUUUAGGGUACCAUCCAUACGCUGCCCCUUUGGGAUCUUAUCCAUAUGGUGAUCCAGCUUACAGGAAGAAUGCCACCAGGGAUGCCACAGCUACUUUAAAGGCCUGGCUAAAUGAGCAUAGGAAGAACCCUUAUCCCACCAAGGGAGAAAAGAUUAUGUUGGCCAUCAUCACCAAGAUGACACUCACCCAAGUGUCCACAUGGUUUGCCAAUGCUAGGAGGAGGCUUAAAAAGGAGAACAAGAUGACAUGGACUCCCAGAAACAGAAGUGAAGAUGAGGAGGAUGAGGAAAACAUAGACUUGGAGAAAAAUGAUGAAGAGGAGAGGAGCCCCUAAAGCCAGAUGAAAAGGGAGAGCUGGAUGUGGACACAGAAAAGCGGAGUCCAACAAGGGACAAUUCUGAUCGUUUGGAACAAGAAAAUCUUCAGGAGAAGGAUUUGAUUUCCAUCAGGAGUGAUUCAGAGUUGAAGGAAGCUGAAGAGACUAGUGAUAUUCUAUCUAAAAGCUCUGAUCCAACAUCUCCACCUAUGUGCCAGUCUAGCCAGGCCCAGGAAGAACAGACUGUACAUAAUCGCCAUCUUCACCACCACCACCAUCAUCAUCAUCAUCCUCAUCAGCCAACCCAGCACCCCCAGCACCACCAGCAGCAGCAGCCCCGCCCAAUAGACCUUGUGCAUAGGCGCACCCCACUUCAUCAUGGCACAGUUCCCAGCAAUGCCGCAUCAGUCAUACACUCACCCCCUUCAGCUUCCAAGCCUAAACUAUGGUCCUUGGCAGAGAUUGCCACAUCCUCGGACAAGUCUAAAGAAAACAGUGAAAUCACAGCUGGAACAGGGUCAACCACAGUCCAGUCAAUGCUUGGCAGUUCGUCCCCCCUUUCCAAAUCCCCUGGAGCAACAUGUCCCCUCCCUAAUAACUCUGUGUUGUCCCGUCCCCUGUACUACAGCACCCCAUUUUAUCCCGGUUACACGAACUAUGGCUCUUUUGGUCAUAUGCACAGCCACCAUGGACCAAAUACAACGGCUUCAGCCAACAGCAAUGCACAUUUCAAUGGAUUAACCCAAACUGUCUUAAACAGAGCUGAAGGUAUGGCCAAAGAGUGUAAGCUUAGAAGUCAAUCUCAAGCAGACCUUAGUAAGGAUUCUGCUUAUGAACUAAAGAAAGGUAUGUCCAGCCUUUAA
This is a messenger RNA of Staurois parvus, 1466 nucleotides long. Lineage: Eukaryota; Metazoa; Chordata; Amphibia; Anura; Ranidae. The record is from the annotation of a GenBank genome assembly.